AUGGCAGCCAAAAGGGGGACUUGGCGAUGUCCAAGGUGUGACGACGUGUGUCCUUGCAACAAAUGUGUUCAGAGAAGAAGCAAGGACGGAAGGCAGAGACGAGGGAAAAACCAGCCCAGGGAGGGAGCCAGUGGAUUCGAGUUCGGUAAGGGAAUUGAAGACCUUCAUAUUAGUGGCUCCUCGCAUGCUGAUGACGACUCUACUCCUGGGGUGUCGCACAGCGGAAGAGCUUCAUCAACUAUCAUACUAACCCACUACAUCAUUUCUCACUUUCAGGAAGAGGAGGAGGAUUCGCAUUCCCAUUCGCCAUCGGAUUCAAGUGAUGUCAUCCUUCUCACAUGGUGCGGCUUGGAGUAA
Molecule: messenger RNA, 357 nt
Organism: Closterium sp. Naga37s-1
Lineage: Eukaryota; Viridiplantae; Streptophyta; Zygnematophyceae; Desmidiales; Closteriaceae
Source: the annotation of a GenBank genome assembly